CUGCCGGACUUCCGCAUUGGGAUCCUACCUGAGGCGGCGAGAGCGAGCAGUCGCGACAGGUGCUCACUGAAAAUUCAACAUAAAAACUAUGAGAGCACAAUGAGUGUGAGGAAAGUGGAAAGGACAGUUCUUAGUGUGGAACACGGAGGUGCUCAUCUCCGCAGGAGCAUCGGCAGAAAGGAGCUGAGGAACCUGGAUCCCUUCCUGAUGUUGGAUGAGUUUAGAGUGAGCAAGCCGUCAGGUUUUCCCGACCAUCCCCACAGAGGAUUUGAGACGGUAACAUAUGUGUUCGAGGGGAUCAUGGCCCAUGAAGACUUCUGUGGCCAUUCAGGACGACUGAAACCUGGAGAUCUGCAAUGGAUGACUGCGGGACGCGGGGUGGUCCAUGCCGAAAUGGCUGUAUCAGAGGAGCCAGUGGUGGGCUUACAGCUGUGGGUGAACCUGGCGGGGCACGACAAGAUGGUGGAACCAAUGUACCAGGAGCUUAAAGGCUCAGAGAUCCCCAAACCCAGCCAGGGAGGGGUCACAGUUGCUGUGAUAUCUGGAGAAGCUUUAGGAGCAAAGUCUAAGGUUUUCACAAGGACACCGACCGUGUACCUGGACUUCAGGCUGCAGCGGGGGGGCUUGCAUGUGCAGCCAGUACCCUCAGGAUGGACUACAUUCAUCUACACAUUAUCCGGAUUAAUUUGUGUUGGCCCAGAUCAGGAGCAGCAGAAGGUGGAGCCCCAUCACACAGUGGUGUUUGGAGACGGGGAUUGUGUGAAGGUUGAAAACAAGGACACUGAAGUUUCCCAUUUUGUGCUGAUCGCUGGAGAACCAAUCAAAGAGCCUGUGGUACAACAUGGUUCAUUUGUAAUGACCACAGAGGAAGAGAUCAGACAGGCUAUCGGGGACUACCAAAGUGGCAGAAAUGGCUUCGAAAGGGCCAUAAACUGGAGAUCCAAGAUCAGAGAUUCUUUCUAAACACCACAGGUUGCACUUUUGUCCCUGGUGAAAAUGAUAAGCUUACAUGUUAGAGAAACCUAUUUAUAGAGAUAUUUGUUUCUGAUAAUUAUGUAAAAAAAAAAAAAUAGCUUUAUGUACUUAUGGGAUAUUAAGUCCUUUCCAGCAUCUGUUUUAACUUGUUACAUGUCCAAGUGCUUCAUGUGGGAGUGAAUGACACCCCACUGUUAGCACAGUAGUAGUUUACCCCCUCUCCCUUGGGAAAAUAAAGAUUUUAGGGAAAAUGUGUUUCGGACUGCUUUCCAUGUCCCUUGCUAAAUUUACGUUUAUUACAUUUUCCUUCUGCUGUUUGAAAUAACACUGUAGCAGAGCUGUCAUGAAAUCCUGAAAGUUGCUUGCACACAUUGUCACAACGAUAAUUUAAGAUACUGUUCCUGAAGUAAGUGCGACGGUUUUACAAAUAUUUUGAUGUUUGACGGCAAACAUUUAUGUACAACAGAAUUUGCUGUAAACAAACAUUAACCUUUAUUAAUCCAACCAACUGUUAGAUGUAAGGAAACAAUUUUCAAAAACGUACAUAGACCACAAAUAAAAGUUGUUUCAUGAUUAUUAUAGGUAUUGUUUAGCAGCUGACAGAAAAGAUGCCCAAGUUGCCGCUCCUCAUUUGCAUACAAAUUAUGAAUGCUGUUCUCAUAUUUAGUCCAUUAUGUGUGUUACAU
Molecule: messenger RNA, 1661 nt
Organism: Xiphias gladius (swordfish)
Lineage: Eukaryota; Metazoa; Chordata; Actinopteri; Istiophoriformes; Xiphiidae
Gene: pir
Product: pirin
Biological process (GO): monocyte differentiation
Cellular component (GO): nucleus
Molecular function (GO): quercetin 2,3-dioxygenase activity
Source: RefSeq, a predicted model, not a curated record